This is a messenger RNA of Vigna unguiculata (cowpea), 1295 nucleotides long. RefSeq names its product putative polygalacturonase At3g15720. Lineage: Eukaryota; Viridiplantae; Streptophyta; Magnoliopsida; Fabales; Fabaceae. Gene Ontology annotation, molecular function: polygalacturonase activity. The record is from RefSeq and is a predicted model, not a curated record. Gene Ontology annotation, biological process: carbohydrate metabolic process.
AUUUGCUCCAAAGAAAACUCAACAUAAAAUAUAUUAAGAAAAAUUUCCCCUGCACGAAACAUGCAAAGCCUAAUCACUUGCUCUUUGAUUCUUGCUUUAAUUUUACCAUGUUUUGGAAGCAAUGACGCAUCUUAUAAUGUGAUGGAUUUUGGUGCUGUGGGAGAUGGCAAAACAGAUGAUUCACAAGCCUUUCUGAAAGCAUGGCAAGGUACUUGUGGAGCACAAGGGACGCCAACCCUACAAAUUCCAUCGAACUAUGAAUUCUUGUUGUCUGCCCUAGUACUCAAGGGUCCUUGCAACGCCACAACUAUUCUAAUUAAGCUUGAAGGGAAAAUAGUUGCACCUACGAAGGAUUCAUGGGCAGGGAAUAAUAAGAGGAGUUUGAUCUCCAUCAUAAACGUAAAGCAACUCACACUGGAUGGAAGUGGAGGAUUCAUCGAUGGCUGUGGUUCUUCUUGGUGGCCAUGCAAAACUUGUUCACGACCAUCAAUGCUUACUUUCCAAUAUUGCAAUGAUCUCAGUGUUCAUGACUUCACCAUCACCAACAGUCCAAAAUCUCACAUACACGUACAUUAUUGUGAGGGUGUUACGUUCUCUCGUAUCAAUGUCACUGCUCCUGGUGACAGUCCUAACACUGAUGGAAUUGACGUUACUUAUUCAAAAAACGUAUUGAUUCAGGAUUCCACCAUACAAUCAGGUGAUGAUUGUAUUGCUAUCAGUGGUGGCUCCUCCGUAGUCAAUGUUACUGGCAUUGCUUGUGGACCAGGCCAUGGAAUAAGCAUUGGUAGCCUGGGAAAAAGGAAUGCAACGGUGGAAGGAAUAUAUAUACGAAAUUGCACCUUGACAAAAACUAAAUAUGGAGCAAGAAUCAAAACAUUUCCGGUUGGAAAUGGUUGUGCAAAGCAAAUCACUUUUGAAGAAAUAACGUUAGAUCAAACCCGCUACCCAAUAUUUAUUGAUAAACACUAUGGCAGUUAUUCUUUAACGAAUGGAGAAGUAGAAGUGAGUGGGGUGACAUUCAGAGGUUUUCAAGGAACAUCCUUUGAUGGCAGAGCUAUAACCUUAGACUGUGGACAAUUAGGUUGCUACGACAUCGUAUUGGAUCAAAUCGACAUUGUUUCUUCUUUGCCAGCCAAGCCAGCAUGUUGUUCUUGCAAAAAUGCCCAUGGAACAGUUACAUCUACUGUUCCAAAUUGUUCGUGCUUAAUGCCAUGAAUUUCUUUUCUUAUAAUAUACAUGUAAAAGUUAAAUGAUCACUGUUACUUCAAUAAAUAUAAAUUGAUGCAAACAACUAA